Molecule: messenger RNA, 531 nt
Organism: Aspergillus alliaceus
Lineage: Eukaryota; Fungi; Ascomycota; Eurotiomycetes; Eurotiales; Aspergillaceae
Exons: 2
Coding region: 1-531 (176 amino acids)
Source: RefSeq, a predicted model, not a curated record
AUGCACGGUUGUGUUCGAGCAUUGACUCAGUACAUCCACAAUGCAGAGAACCAAGACAAGAAGACGUUCUUCAAAGAACACACGCAUAUCCUCACCAAUCCUGUUGCACAGACCAGAUUCGUUUUCGGGAGAGGCAGUAUAAAGGAGUCGCUUCCGUCACCGCAAUGCGAGGAAGAUCAAUCGCGGUACAAUGAGACCCUCCUCCCAGACAGCUUGCUCAGUACACUAAAACCGACGUUCUUGAUCCGUUACCCUGCGCUUGCUUUCCAUCGGAAAACGCAUGUGUCGGAACAUUAUGACGCUGCGUUGGAGCCGCAACUGUACGAAUUCUACGAAAGAGACUUCAAUGCGACUGAUAAUUCGGUCGAGACAGAGACCAUGUUUCCCCUUGUCUUAGAUGCAGAUGAUAUUAUGACCAAGCCGGCGGUGGUAGCCCGGUUCUGCGACAUUUUGUGCUUAGAUACGACUCAACUGCGGUAUCAGUGGGACACGGACAAGGAAACACGACGACCGGGGAUUAUGGCAUUCUGA